Messenger RNA from Penicillium vulpinum, 651 nucleotides. RefSeq lists its product as uncharacterized. Lineage: Eukaryota; Fungi; Ascomycota; Eurotiomycetes; Eurotiales; Aspergillaceae. Bases 1 to 651 code for a protein of 216 amino acids. The record is from RefSeq and is a predicted model, not a curated record. The transcript has 2 exons.
AUGACGUUCCGCGAGAAGGUCAAGCGGGUGUUCCGCUCAAACUCCAACUCCAAAUCCAAAAACGAUGGAAAGCCCAAAAUCGAUGGAAAGCCCAAAAUCGAAUACUACAGACGAUCCGAGUGCCCUCCUUCUAAAUUCCGCGGUCCAUUCGACCGUGACCAUCAAAAGAGCCUAGCCGCCUGGUCUUUCGCCGGUGCAACAGUCGAACGAUCUCGUUCAUUCGAAGUAUCCCUGUCACCUCUUGACAUUGAUGAGGGUUACGGCGGUUACUCCCGACCCUCCAAUACGGACGACUCGGUGUCUCCGGAUAAUGCAGUCGAUGUCGAUCCAGUCUCCUCCAAUCAAGAGAUACUGGCUGAAUCCUCGCCACGCGGUGCUGACUCCGGCGGCUCUCAGUCCUCCACUAUCAUCAACCCCUCCAGCUAUAGUGGCUCAAUGAUGACCCUUAUAAACGAGGGUUCCAUCUAUGAGAUCCCGGAGGAUUCCAAGGACUCGAAGUUCUUCCUCAAGGAGUCAGUUCGCUACUCGUCGCCCCUCGUCCGUGCCAUCUCGCCCGCUAUGUCCCCGUGCGUGAUCUCCGCCCGAAAGCACCUGCCUUUCGCCCCCGAGGACCUCACUCGCGCCUUGGCCGCCGUACAGGUCUGCUCUUGA